Messenger RNA from Juglans regia (Persian walnut), 661 nucleotides. RefSeq names its product protein RADIALIS-like 6. The record is from RefSeq and is a predicted model, not a curated record. Gene Ontology annotation, molecular function: DNA-binding transcription factor activity. Bases 169 to 495 code for a protein of 108 amino acids. Lineage: Eukaryota; Viridiplantae; Streptophyta; Magnoliopsida; Fagales; Juglandaceae. The transcript is spliced from 2 exons.
AUUCAAUGCUUUUGACUUCAAUCUUCUCCGUAGCUUGAUAACUUACUAAAGCUAGCUGCUGCUCUUUCACUUUCUCUGUCAGUUUCUUUCAGUUUCCUGGGUUCUUUCUUUUGCUUUAGCAUUCAUUCAAUACCCCUUGCUUAUAGCUAAUUAAGAGCAUUAAUAUUAAUGGCAUCGAGCCCUUUCACUUCUUCAAGUGGUUCCAAUUGCUCGAGUACUAGCAGUACUUGGACGCCAAAGCAAAAUAAGCAGUUUGAGAAGGCUCUUGCUUUGUAUGACAAGGACACCACAGACCGUUGGCAGAAUGUGGCUAAGGCUGUGGGUGGGAAAUCUGCAGAGGAAGUGAGAAAACACUACGAGAUCCUUGUGCAGGAUCUGAUAAACAUAGAAUCAGGUCAAGUUCCUCUUCCCAAUUACAAGACCACUGGGAGCAACAGUAGAUCAGGAUCUGGCGAUGAGCAGAUCAGGCGCAUGAAGAAUCUAAGGCUCUACUAGUAAAAGCCUAAAGCAGCAGUCAUGUGGUCUUUAUCUAAGUAUUAUAUGCACACAGUACAGGAAAAAAGUGAUGAAUCGCUCAACUAUGAAACAGUUCAACAAAUGCAUACAAAAAAAAUUAAAAGAAAAUAAAAUGAAAGGACUCUAUAUAUUUAUGGGCUCAUGA